Molecule: messenger RNA, 231 nt
Organism: Penicillium roqueforti
Lineage: Eukaryota; Fungi; Ascomycota; Eurotiomycetes; Eurotiales; Aspergillaceae
Exons: 2
Coding region: 1-231 (76 amino acids)
Source: RefSeq, a predicted model, not a curated record
AUGGCAAUAUCAGCACGUUGCUUUGGGUUGCGCCAUAACAAGCCAUGCCGCUACGCGAUGACUCCCUGUACUUAUUUCCUCGACAAAGCGUCACAAUCCAGAGAAGACGCCCCCAACUCCUUUCCCCAUGAAACUUCCCUCAUCCCCGCGUCGUCCGACGCCUUCCCCGUAUCUUGGCCAGCCCCAGACAUUGGAGAUCCCCCCGGUCACCUCGGAUUACCGCUUUUGUGA